Molecule: messenger RNA, 2460 nt
Organism: Chlorella variabilis
Lineage: Eukaryota; Viridiplantae; Chlorophyta; Trebouxiophyceae; Chlorellales; Chlorellaceae
Exons: 12
Coding region: 1-2460 (819 amino acids)
Source: RefSeq, a predicted model, not a curated record
AUGGCACGCGCGAGCGUCUCGGUGGCCAGAGAGGGCAGCCAGUGGGUGCUGCAGUUUGGCGCCCAGGCGCCGCCGCCCGGCGCCGCCGGCACCACCCUGCCGCUGCGCCAGAAGCAGCCGGUGGCCGAGGAUGCCGUGGUUGUGACUGAGCUCGCGCUGCUGCCAGACGCCGCCGGCGCGGCUGCGGACGCCGCCAGGAGCAGCUUCCCAGGCGUAGACAGCCAGGGCAACCUUGUGCCCUACUUCCCAGACGGCGGCGGCCCCUCCAGCGGCGGCGGCGGCGGCAGCGGCACCACCGGCGGCGGCCACGGCGGCGGCACCAGCGGCGGCCUGCAGCCCGGCGCACCUGCGCCGUCAGCAGGGCCACAGCAGCAGCAGCAGCAGCGGGACGGGCAAGUGGCCGACAUUGCAGCAGCAGGCGACACGCCGCAGGCGGGGCAGGUAGCCGCAGUGCCGCAGACCUCGACGCCGCUUCAGGCCGCUGCGACGACAGCCGCGCCGCCAGAAAUAGCUGCUCCAACUGCCUCCGCGCCUGCAGCAGCUGCAUCACUGGCAGCAGCAGGGGCAGCCCCCUCUGCUGAGACAGCAUCGGAAGAAGCGGCGGCGGCGGCAGCAGCACGAGUGCAAGCGCCGUCCGCCGAUGCAGCAGCAGCACCGGCUUCCCCAGCGGCCUCGCUGCGUGCCGCUGGGGGUGCGGGCACGGAUGCAGCACACGCUCCUGAGCAGGCUGUUGCGUGGGCUGACGCAGCGAUUGCGGCGGCGCUAAAGGCGGUGCCACGCAAGCACCCGCGCAAGGCCGGCAUGCCGUCUCCAGAGCAGCGCAGCGCCAGCCCCACCCCCCAGCCCAGCCCCAGCCCGUCAGCUGGGCAACCAGUGGCACAGCCAGCAGCAGCAGCAGCAGCAGCAGCAGAAUCAGAACCAUCAGCAGCAGAAGAAUCAGAAGCGGAAGCGGAAGCGGAGGCAGAGGCAGAAGAGGAUGAGGCGGGGCAAAGUCGCGGCCAGGGCGGCACACCCGACCUGGCUGAGCCGAUGAGCGAGGACGGCGUGAGCAGCAGUGGCGGGCUGGGCGGCGGCAGCGGCGGCAUGUUUGGAGAAGAGGAAGAGGAGGGAGAGGAGGAGGAGGAGGAGGGGGAAGGCGCCACACAGCAGGACAAGUUUGACACACAGUGCGCCCUGUGUGAUGACGGCGGCAACCUGCUGGCCUGCGACGGCCCCUGCAUGCGCAGCUUCCACGUCAGCGCAGAGGACGACGGCUGCAACCUGCUGUGCCUGCCGCCCGACCUGGCCCAGACCCUCACCUCCGCCGCCAACAGCGAGACCUUCCUGUGCCCCAACUGCCUGGCGGGCGUGCACCAGUGCUACGUGUGCAAGCGAGAGGGCAAGGCGGGCACCGAGGUGUUCAAGUGCAUCAACGCCUCCUGCGGCCGCCACUACCACCCCGAGUGUGCGGGGGCCGAGGCCGGCCAGCCCUUUGUCUGCAAGCUGCACUCCUGCCACGCGUGCGGGCAGCCCGGCGACGCGUCGGCGCCCGGCCAGGCGGGCGAGCUGGUGCCGUGCCGGAGGUGCCCGGUCGCCUUCCACCGCCGCUGCCUGCCCAUCGAGCUGCCGCGGCACCGCGACGGCGGCGCCAGCCUGGCGCGGGUGUGGCUGGCAGACUACGAAGAUGAGUCGGGCAAGUGGCUGGACGGCGUGGAGCAGUCGCUGCUGUACUGCCGCAACCACAGCCUGGGCGAGAAUGGGCAGGCUCUGUUUCAGCUGCCGCGCCGGGACCGCGCGGGGCGCAAGCAGGCCAAGGCGCCGUACGUGCUGCUGCGCCCCGACCUGCUGAGGGCGGCGCUGGUGCACUACGCGGAGCAGCACCGCCACCUGGCAUCCUCCCGCAGGCUGCUGGCAGAGGAGAAGGCGCGGCAGCGUGCGGCGGAGGAGCGGGCGCGUGCGGCGCGGGGGGGCUCGGAGGGACCGGGCUCCGAGAGCGAGGAGGAUGAGCUGCUGGCGCACCGGGCGGCGCUGGAGGCGCUGGUACACGCCCCCAGCCGGCGGCGGCGCCAGGACCGCCUGCGCCGCCUGCUGCAGGAGGCAGAGGACGCCCCCUCUCUGACCAAGGACUCGCUCUGGCGCGCCACGCGCCGCCCCGAGCCGUACGCCUACCCCAUGAAGAAGACGAUAGACGAGGCCAAGCUGCAGGCCCUGGAGCGCAGCGUGCAGUACGCGCUGGCCAGGCGGCUGCCGGAGGCGGAGCUGCUGCAGCUGCUGGACGCGCAGGCGGUCAGGUCGGUGCUCUCACACUACGAUGACCUGCUGAUGGUGCUGGCCCCUUACCUCCACGAAAACCGCUACUCCUCCUACGGCCGCCACUUCACCUCCCACCGCCUCCUGCACACGGCGGCAGACAGGUGGGCUGGGGUGGGGCUGACGCUGGGUGGGUGGGUGGGGGGUGAAGUGGGGGCGUGGGAGGAGUAG